GGAGUGUGAAGGAGAAGAUCAGCUGAAGACAUGAGGGAAACACACACCGAGGAAAACUCCGAGCAGCAAACGGACCUGAUGGAAGUGCCAGAGGAGACCAAAGACCUAAGCAAAGAGGAGAAUGAAGAGCCGAGUGAAGAGGACAGCGAAGAAUCCAGCGAAGAGGACAGCGAAGAGGACAGUGAUGCAGUGCUGAGUGCAGAGCUGAGCGAAGAGGACAGCGAAGAGGACAGCGAUGAAGAGCAGAAUCAAACGUCUACCAGAAAGAAGGUGCUACAGAAGAGAGCUGGAGGCAGGAAGACGUGGAGCUGCCGUCAGUGUGGGAAGAGUCUGACCAGUUCAGGAAGCCUUCGAGAUCACAUGAGGAUCCACACCGGAGAGACGCCGUUCUCCUGCAGAUACUGCGGGAAAAGCUUCAAGACCAAAGCACCGCUGACCGAACACCUGAGGAUCCACACGGGGGAGAAGCCCUUCCAGUGCAGCCUGUGCCAGAAGAGCUUCACACACAGAUCCAGCCUGAGAGAGCACACGAGGAUACACGCCGGCAUAAAGGCCUACAGCUGCCAGGAGUGCGGGAAGAGCUUCACCCUCAGACAGUACUACACCACACACCUGAAGACGCACUACAAACACAAGCCGCUCCUCUGCUCGGUGUGCGGGAAAGGGUUUAACUCGCCGGUUCAGCUCAAAGCCCACGAGCCCGUGCACAGCGAACUGAAGCCGUACCACUGCAAUCCCUGCGGGAGGAGCUUCAGACAGGUCUCCUGCCUCCAGAGACAUCUCAAGUCCUUCAUCCACAAUAAAUACAGGCCUCUGGAGAAGCUGACGGAGCAGAUUCGCUCCUCAGGGUUAGGGUUUGAGCAGUUCAUGAUCCAAAGGGGCUUCGGAGGGUUUAAGACCACGACAAACCCCACUGCAGCAAACACUCCCUCACACACACCCCAGCCCUGAACUCCUGACUGCUGAGAUGAUGGAGGAGUUCACCAGGAGGACCGGUCAUUCAGCUGCUGUGACGAGAGAUGAUCAGCUACACUUGUGCAUGAAUAAAUGUGUGUGUGCUAUC
Messenger RNA from Danio rerio (zebrafish), 1063 nucleotides. It is a transcript of the gene znfl2a, whose product is annotated as zinc finger-like gene 2a. The record is from RefSeq and is marked validated. Gene Ontology annotation, cellular component: nucleus. Lineage: Eukaryota; Metazoa; Chordata; Actinopteri; Cypriniformes; Danionidae. Gene Ontology annotation, molecular function: identical protein binding.